Cucumis sativus (cucumber) is the source of this 1632-nucleotide messenger RNA. Its product is annotated as histone deacetylase 2. Gene Ontology annotation, molecular function: histone deacetylase activity. The coding region runs from base 390 to 1448 and encodes 352 amino acids. The transcript is spliced from 14 exons. Lineage: Eukaryota; Viridiplantae; Streptophyta; Magnoliopsida; Cucurbitales; Cucurbitaceae. The record is from RefSeq and is a predicted model, not a curated record.
UUUGUAGUUGAGAAUCAGCUGAGUGAUGGCGCUCUAUCCAUUCUUGUUUGCAACUUAGAGAGAAAAUGUUCAUACUGUUGAACUUUGGACUUCAACAUUGAGACACUGUUUUGAUUAUUUUGAAAGCUUCAGCAUCGAGCUGAUUUCGCCUCGAAAAUUCCAAAGAAAAUUCUGUAUCCGAAUGGACCCAAUCUAUACUUGGUUCGAGCAAAUCCAAGUUAACGGUCCCGAGUCAUACCGAUUCACCGCCCCGGAUUCUCAACUCUAAUCGACCCACCCACGAACUCACGCAGCUGAUCAUUCACUCCUUUUCAACCGUGCCCACAAUCGAGCUCUCUCGGCCAUUCUUUCGCUCUCUUUUCUGCUAUUCCAAUUUCUUCACUCGGGGCAUGUCCUCUUCGCUGUCUCCGGAUGCGAACGAUGGGGAAGCUGUCCGAAGGGACCGAAUUCUCUCCAGCAAGCUGUAUUUUGAUGUUCCUUCUUCAAAGGUUCCGGUGAUAUAUUCGUCAUCGUAUGACAUCUCAUUUCUUGGAAUAGAGAAGUUGCAUCCAUUUGAUUCAAAGAAAUGGGGUCGUGUAUGCCAAUUCCUUAUUGCCGCUGGAGUUUUAAGGAAAGAUCAAAUUAUCAAGCCUUUGGAAGCUAAGAAGAAUGAUCUUCUUGUGGUACAUCCGGAAUCAUACUUGAAUAGUCUGAAGAACAGUUCAAAUGUUGCUAAGAUUAUUGAGGUCCCUCCUGUUGCAUUGUUUCCUCAUUGUGUUGUCAAGGAGAAAGUUCAACGUCCAUUUCGUAAUCAGGUUGGAGGCAGCAUAUUAGCUGGAAAAGUAGCAAAAGAGAAAGGAUGGGCCAUCAAUGUAGGAGGUGGUUUUCACCAUUGCUCAGCAGAACGAGGAGGAGGAUUUUGUGUGUACGCAGAUAUUUCUCUGUGUAUACACUAUGCCUUCGUUCAGCUUAACAUAUCAAAGGCAAUGAUUAUUGAUCUUGAUGCCCAUCAAGGAAAUGGCCAUGAAAUGGAUUUUGCCCAUGAUACAGGACGAGUAUAUAUUCUUGAUAUGUUCAAUCCUGGAAUAUAUCCUUUUGAUUAUGAGGCUAGAAGAUGCAUUGAUCAGAAAGUUGAAGUAGUUAGUGGGACCACAACAAGUGAAUACUUGAAGAAAUUAGAUGAAGCACUCGAGGUUGCUGCCACUUCAUAUGAUCCUGAAUUAAUUGUUUACAAUGCUGGGACUGAUAUUCUAGAUGGAGAUCCACUGGGCUUGUUAAAGAUUAGUGCUGAGGGAAUAGCUAAGAGAGAUGAAAAGGUUUUCAGAUUUGCUCGUGCAAGGAACAUUCCCAUUGUGAUGCUGACAUCAGGCGGUUACAUGAAAUCUAGCGCUAAAGUCAUUGCUGAUUCAAUUGAAAAUCUCUCGAAGCAAAGGUUAAUUGAUACAGAAAGCUCUCCACACAGAACGUAGUCACCAAGUGAGCUACUUUGUUUUCCUGUCUUAUUCAGUAGUAUGAGCCAUUUAGCACGGCUUUACUUUAAUCACGUGACUUGUAUGAAGUUGGAGCUAAACUGUUUCCAGUACUAUAUCUAUGUCCUUCCAUGAAAGAGAUAUUAUUGUGGCUUAUACUUCGGUAAUUAUUAUUCGAUGAAAA